This is a messenger RNA of Penicillium brasilianum, 1558 nucleotides long. Lineage: Eukaryota; Fungi; Ascomycota; Eurotiomycetes; Eurotiales; Aspergillaceae. The record is from the annotation of a GenBank genome assembly.
CAACACUUAGCCUUCCAACUUUUGCUGUCUCUCCUUUUAUGAUGGUCAGGCACCCUGAUCGGGUAGCAGGGGAUGCUAGUCGCCAAUUUCCGCAAUCUCGGCGCAGGUCCUUGUUUGAUUUGAAAUACCUCGCUCCCAGCGAUGAUAUCACCACAGACUCGGAAUCCCUCUACAGCGAAGAAAAAGAAAUCUUCAAUGCCAUUGUGGUACCUUCGCCCAGUCGGGAUUCUCGUGGAUACGACACUGGGUAUCAGAUGGGGCCUAUCAUGGAAGAAGGGCUAGCAGCGAAUCUCGCCAUGUUCAUUCAGACCAGUAGCUCCAGCAGCAGCCCUCCUAUGACAGCACAUUAUUACGCUGGGCCAAAAGCACACAAGAAAGCAGAUACUAUGUGGUGGCGCCAUCAAGCGCUUUCCGAUCAGUCCUCGAAUCGCCCACAACUGAGUCGAUUGACUCAGGCAUUGUCCACGGCCGGAGCUACUACAAGUCAUCGAAAAGCCCUCUCCCUUGAUACAGUCGAUACCAAUGAAAGAACGUCCAAUUGGCCAGCAAAGCCAGGGCCAGCAGUCAGGCCCACGCAACCGCAAUACCCUCCCCCGGAAAGAAUUCCCACUCCUCCAGGACUUCCUUCGUUCAACACACCGGAUGCAGUAUACUGCUCAGGUCAAUUUCUGGCCGGGCAGGGUGGCGGACGCUUCUACGCUCAAGGGAACGCAGCCGGUGCUGACCAAAGCUCAACUUCCUAUGGAGAUGCGUUUCGAAGACUCUUAGGCCUACAGCCGUCAGUCGAUGCAAGGACAAGCAUACAGUCUGCUGUGGGCAUUGGACGGGCUGACGAUGGAACUAUAGUCCAGGGUCGAUUCCCCUAUCGACAGAGUGGGCAUAACGCCAAUAUGGCUCGGCAGAUACAUGAGCAUCCAUUCCACCAAGCCACUCUCGCCGUCGCGGAGUCCGGCGAUAGAACCGAGGCCGAAGGGGGUAGUACAAAGGAUGACAAUACCAUUGCUCAGCCUAGACGACGGGUCCGGGACUAUGUGCCUCCUUCCAUGGGGAGAUUAUGGCCCUUCCACGAUGGAGUUUUGUCAUUCACGCACGAGUCUUCCGCGACACAUUCAGGAAUUACGGAUAGAGUCCAUCCAUUCUUCGGAGGUCCACGUACAUCAACUAAUCCAAGUCUUUCGAACGGUGUAUCAUCUCCCAGUCGUCACCGCGCAGAAACCACGAGAAAUUACAUUCCUCCAUCCCAUUCACAACUCCAAUCGGUUCAAACUAUCGACGACGAUGACUGCGACGAACAGAGCUUGGCCCCCGGGGGUACACAUUCAGCCUCUGACAUUAUUUGCUGGCUACCAGUACAGCUAUACCUCUGUUGCCUGUCAAAAUCCUGUCCUUUCCAGGAUCGUCAUGACGACGUGGAAGGGUUGCACACUACCGAUUCCCAAGAUACAUACGUGACUGCGCAGAGUCGGCCUUCGAAUUCUCCGACUUAACGUGGAUCUUCCACAUUGGACUGGGGAGGUUUGAGGUCAGGUUUUAACUAUGAUAGUCUCGGGUGUCCGCU